Molecule: messenger RNA, 1797 nt
Organism: Closterium sp. Yama58-4
Lineage: Eukaryota; Viridiplantae; Streptophyta; Zygnematophyceae; Desmidiales; Closteriaceae
Source: the annotation of a GenBank genome assembly
AUGGAAGAUCCUCGAAGGCGUCCCGCCGGCGCGCCGCCUUCCCGCGGUCCGGCUGGCCCUUCUCCCGUCCGCAAUCCCGGGGGAAGCCCCAUGACUAGCAAUGCCUCUCGGCGCGGCCCGUCCAGCACUACUGGCGCCGGCGGCGGAGGCGGCGGGAGCUCAGCGGGCCGCGGGAGAGCGCGGCCGCUCAGGGGAACUUCCGGCACUUCCGCUCCGCCAGCUCAAAGGGGCGGGGGGGGCCCUGUCGCAGCUCCGCCAGCUAAGUCCGCCGCCGCAGGCAGGGGCGCGAGGAGUGGGAAAGGUUUGCGCAUGCGCCCGGCGCGCCCGCGCGUGCAGUUGCGGAAGUACCCCGGAUUAAAGCCCGCCAUAUCGAGCUAUAGUAAGCUACGCGCGCGCGCCACGGGACAGCUCGUGGAGCCGAAAAAGCGCCUGCGGUUCAGCGAUAAGGUGGAGGUUGCCACGUGGGACGCUGACGUGGACGACGAUCCCGGCGCCAACUUAGCAGCAGCUGCUGCCUCAAGUUUACCCGCUAAUAGCAAGAGGCUUUUUCUCCGAAAUGUGCUUCUCGGCGCCGCGGAAAGUAUCAACGACGCUGCGGGAGGUUUGUUCGGGCAGUCCAAAAGGGAGCUUCCUAAGGAUCUGCCCACAGAGUUUGUCCGAGACGCUCCGAGAUCGAAGGAGUUAAAGAAGGCUUAUAAAAAGGAGAUGCGCGCGCGGGGCGACAGUGAUUAUGCUAAGAAGGAGCACCGACCAAGGACCAAGAAGGACGGCGAAACGCGAGAGCGGAAGGCGGUCGCUGGCGGGCAGACAACAAAUAAAGGAGCGGGCAGGGGAAAACCCGGCGACAGGUCCGUUUUAUCCAGCGGGGCGCAGUCUUUCGGGCAGCUUGAAACGAAGUCGGAUCGGGCAGCACUGGAAAAGAACGUCAUGGGGACCGGUAGCAGGAGCUUGAAGGUGGAAGGCGCAGGGGGAACGGCUGGGGGCGCGGGAGGGGAGCUAGGAGGGGGGAAGGGAGCGAAAUUGCUGUCGGGGAGCUUGGUUCCUAGAGACCCGCGGACUGCUUCGGCUGCCGCUGCGGCAGUGGCGGCUGCGGCGGCGGCAGCGGGGGCUGCGACUGCCGGCGCUGUUUCCGCCGGCGCUGCUGCUGGCGCUGCUGGUGAGAGUGGCCUUGACGAUAAGGAGGGGGCCGCGGAGGGGAUUGAGGAGAAAGUGAAGGUGGAAGGGGAGGAAGAAAGAGUGAGAGAUAACGACGAUAGUGAUGUGAGCGAUAGCGAUAGUGAUAGUAGUGAUGAUGAUGAUGACGAGGAUGAGGAUGGGGAGGAAAAAGUACAAGGGGUCUGGGUAGACGAGGAUGUAGAGUUGUCGGAAGGGGAGGAAGACGAGGAAUGGGGAGAAGAAGGGGUGGAGCAAGGCCAGCUGGAUGCUGACGUGGCACCUGCUGCUGGCAGCCACGUGGCAGCAUGGGACGGCAUGGAGGUGAAGAGGUUGGGAGAGAGGGAAGCGGAGGAAGGGGGAAGGGGAGGGAAAGGGGGGGUAUCUGCGGAGGGCGGAAGCCCCAGGUGCAUCCGCAGUCCCUCCCCCAUAGGCGCGCCGCUUUCCCCCCGAGGGGCGCAGCUUUCCCCCCGAGGGGCGCAGCCUUCUCCCCGAGGGGCGCAGACUUCCCCCCGAGGGGCGCAACCUUUCCCCCGCGGGGCGCAGCCGUCUCUGCAGAUGGGCGCCACUGCAGUGGGAGUGGAGGCGUUGACGCUGGCAGAUAACGACAAAAAGCAGGUACGGAUGGGGGGAGAUGGGGGAUGA